AUGUUUGCAUCAAUAUUGGGAGCAUCAAGACAUAUAUAUAAAAAGAACCUACUACAAUGUAAUCGUUUUUAUAAAACAAUAACCAUGGAUUGGAAGCCAAUGAAAGCAGUACCUGGAGCAUUAAGAACAUUAGAUGCACAAGCAAAAGUACCAACAAUUCGUAAAGUAAUACUUGGUUUAAUGUACGGUAUGCCUAUAAUUUCAUUCUUUCUUGGAUGUUGGCAAGUUCGUAGACUUCAAUGGAAAACAAACCUCAUUUCAAAAUGUGAGAAUAAUCUCGCAGCUCCAAUCAUACCAGAAUUACCAAAAAAUUUAGAUCCAAACGUGAUUCCCGAAUUUGAAUAUAGACGAUUUAAAGUCAAGGGUCAUUUCAACUAUGAUCAAGAAAUUUUCUUAGGACCCAGAUUAAAAGAUGGAGUUGUGGGGUAUCUUGUUGUAACUCCAUUUAUUCGAUCAAAUGGUGGAAAACCAAUUCUAAUUGAACGUGGUUGGAUACAUAAAGAUAAAGUCAUACCGGAGACAAGAUCCAAGGGCUAUUUAUCACAUUUGGCUUUACCAAAAGGUGAGAUUGACAUUGAAGCAUUAUUUAGAAUCAUGCCCAAAAAAUCUUAUUUACAAAUUGAUCAUGAGGAUGGAAGUAGAUUAUUUAAUAUUCCAGAUGUUGAGGCGAUGGCAAAACAAAGUAAUUCGUUACCGAUAUACUGUCAAAUGAUAUAUGAUUUACAUGAUCAUAAAGAAUACAGAAAAGAAGAAAAAAAGAAUGAAAAUGGCUCAAUAUUGUCAAAAUUGUUUUUCAAAAAACAAUCAAGUGAAGGUGGAGUUAAUCUUUCAGAUUUAGGUGAUUCUGACUCAACCUUACAGUAUCAAGAGUUUGAAUUUGUUAAUGAAGGUGUUCCACUCGCAGCUAAACCAUAUAUCAAAUUUACUAAUAAUCAUUUACAAUAUUUAAUUACCUGGUUUGGUGUGUCUAUUUGUUCUACUAUUGCUUUGGUUUAUUCAAGUUGGAAAUCAAGGCAAUUUUCAAGUGUUGAUAAAAUAAUAGCAAGUAGAAGAAAAGAAAUGAAGAAGAUUCAUUAA
Molecule: messenger RNA, 1077 nt
Organism: Insectozyma verbasci
Lineage: Eukaryota; Fungi; Ascomycota; Pichiomycetes; Serinales; Debaryomycetaceae
Source: the annotation of a GenBank genome assembly